This is a messenger RNA of Danaus chrysippus (African queen), 4035 nucleotides long. NCBI's taxonomy places the organism in Eukaryota, Metazoa, Arthropoda, Insecta, Lepidoptera, Nymphalidae. The record is from the annotation of a GenBank genome assembly.
AUGGAUAGUUCAACUCCGUUUCAACCUUGGUCUAGUGACGAUAAUUCAAAGAAUGUUAAAUCUGAAAGAGAAUUAGUAGAUGACGCGAAACUUCAUCGGGAAAAUGUCAAUCAUCCAAAACAUAGGCAAACUGCGUCUUACAAUAAAGAAAGUGUCGUCGAUCCUAGCGUCGUUCCUGGACCAUCGAGUGCCACGGACACCGAUGUCCAUCCACUCGGUGGUAAGGAGUCAAAAAUGGACUCCAGCAAAAUAGCUUCCAUGCAACAAAUAGUCGAGAACACACUCAGUCAAGAGGGCCGUCAAAGAGUGUCACAUUUGCUGGAAGCUGUAGAGGGUCUCAGUGGUGCGGAGAGACUGUUGCUAUAUCUUCGUCUACCAACCGGUGUACCUCCACACGAUCCACUUAAACAGCCGGUCAAUCCGCUGGGCUCCAGAGCUGAACUACAGCAGACCGUAACGUGGAUACAAACACACUUGGAGGUUGAUCCUGACGUUUCUUUGCCAAAACAAGAUGUUUACGAUGAAUACAUAGCUCAUUGUAUGACCAGCAAUAUGAAACCAUUAUCGACCGCUGAUUUCGGCAAAGUCAUGAAACAGGUGUAUCCGAGUGUGCGCCCGCGCAGGUUAGGAACGCGCGGCAAUUCAAGAUACUGCUACGCUGGUCUACGGAAGAAAGUUAAACUUGAAGUGCCACAGUUGCCAAAUUUGGGUGAAUCGACCAAGGAACCAAGCGUGCCUUCAAGAGAAAGUGAAAGAAUCAUUUGUGAUUGGGCUGAAACUAAAUUGGGCGUUAAGUUCAUGAACAUAUCGGAGUUAUCUCGUCACUUGUUAAACGCGACGCGCGCUCCGCCCGGUCCGACCAGCGCCACACCGCCCCCACAAACGCAUGGAUCUGAUGAACCACCGGGACCACAGUUAAUGAAACAACAGUUAAAGAGAAAGCUACAGACGCAGGGUACAGUGGGUAGACCGAAAAAGAACAAGGGGCAAGAAGUAGCCGGGGAAUCGCCGCCGUCCACUUCAUACGUAAGCCAUACCACAGUGAAACAUGAGAGCGAAUUAGUACCAGAAUCGUACGGAUAUCAGCAAGCUUACAUGCCCGUGUAUGACGUACGGCCGGCCUUCCCCUAUGCGGCGCCACCCCGUGCUCACCCUCCACACCCUCACCCGCCUCACCCUCAUCCUCCACCACCGCACCCUCCCGCCAUCCCAGUACACGACUACCGGCCCGAUCCUUACGUCUUCGAGCCGCCGUAUGCACCGCGCGACCUCACUCUCCCGGACACGGCCCACAACGUACCGAUCAACCUCAGCAGUGAUGUUUCCCUCGACCUAUCCACCGAGCGCACGGAGUGGCAACGCCGCCGUCCCCCGGACCCUCCGGCCCAAACCACCCGUCUCCCGCUGCCUGGGAAGAAGUUGAUCUUGGAGACGUAUCAGAGCGAGACUCAAGCCAGCUCCCCUCGCUCCUCACAAACGGACACGCGAGCCGUCCACCAGCCGCCAGAAGAAUUCCAGCCCACCGAAUACUUGCCUAAGAAGAUGCGCGCCGCUGAGAUACUGGGCGGUAAGUUGGCGGCACCGAGACAGGUCGCCGCUGCGGACGCGUCGACGUCAUCAUCGACAGGGGCGGAAUCGGCACGUUCCGAGGUUGCUUUUUUAGAGGAUCCAAAAAACUUAACGAACCGGUCCAAAAGCACCGCCGCGGCGCUGGCCCGGGAGGAACAGGAGGCGGCGAGUCCGACACGGUCGGUGAAGGCUCCGACGCCUAAACACAAUCGAACUAAACUGAGAAAAUCGGCACACAUGCGAACGAAAGGGCCGUCUCCGGAGGGGAACGAGCACGACCCCCCCGCGGCGCAAGAUACCUGCUGUGGUAUUAAUGGGAUCAAUAUCAUAACAGGAAUGAUCUGCGGGGAAAAACAUUCUGAGAUAUUGAACCGUGAACGAGUUAUUAGCAUCUGUAAUAUCGAUAAACACGAUUUAGACGAUUAUCUCAAUGAGGGUAAUAGUCAGGAACACGAGGAAGAAUUGAUGCAAUACUUCCAUCAUCGCGAUAGUGAUACAGAUGUACCAGCAAAACCCAAUCAGAAUGAUAAUACAACGACUUUUUUAGAAACAGGUCAGGACCCACACGACGAACAUAGUCAGGGGAAGAGUGAAAAAAUAUCGCAACUGCGAGAACUACUAGCUAAGAAUUUGAAAAGUGGGUCCAAUACACAGAAUUUAUUAUUAAAUCUAGAAAAACAAACUCCGAUUAAUAAUAACCAUGAAACACAUGUUAAUAAGAGUUCAAUAUCGGAUGGAGCAUUUAGGCCACUAAACAACGUUAUAGAAAUGAUUAACGGUUCCAAUGGCUCAAACGAAAAUGAAAAUAAUGUAAGGAAAAAAUGUGAUAAUAUUCCAAAUGAAAACGGAACAUCCGCUUGUGCUCCGGAGACUUCACACACUCAGGUAAUGACUACAGCGACUGGGUCUCAUCUUUACAAUGGUAACUGUCAUACGGAACCACAAAGUCCAACUACUAGAACGCAACAAUACGAUUUUGUACCAAUAUCAGAAGGAAGUCAUUCUCCUGGGAAUUUUAAUUCGAAAUCUCCAUUGGGCUUUGGACAACGAGGGCACAGUCCAACGAAAACAAAUAAACCUAUAAUAAUGGGUGGUUCCUUGCAAACAUCUCCGAUUUCACAUAGCAUGGCAGCAAGUCCUUUUGUCAGCCCAAGAAAUACCCCGGUGCCAAGGUCACGCUAUUGUUCUAGACCAAUACCUAAACAUAACAAUAGAAAGAGACGUACCAUUUUGUCACUCGGUGUAAAUGAGACUGGCACUAAACAAUUCGCAAUACCAAAUGAUCAGAAAUUCCUACCGAAGUCCUCCUUGGGUGGGCAGAAUAUAAAAUAUUUACAACCAAUGUCAGCACCUCCAUCGCCCAACCUCCUACCACACUUUAAACAACAGAUGAUACCGAAUUCAAUCCUACCAAAUGGCACUAGUAGUAUGUGCUUUGCGUCAAAUAACUUUCGAGAGAAUGUUAAUGGUGAAAUGCCACAACCAUUAUCAGCAGAUCCUUUGUCCAGUGAAGUGAGUCAAUUUUUUCAGGAGCCUGUAACGGGUUACAGAAUAGCUCAUGAUACUUCUUUUAGAUCACAAUCGGUACCAUUGAAACAGGCAACCAUAAACAUUGGCUUGUUAAGCUACAACAAUACACCAGUCGGUUCCGUCCCACCUACACCAGUACCGAAUGAGUUUUGCGAUUUUGGUUCUUUAGCUGACACUUGUGAUAUAUCUAGAGCUGGACUCAAUCCUGAGACCCUAGAUAAAAUAUACGACGCUAUUGAUAGCAGCAAUGACGUACUUAACGGUGGCACGAGUAAUAACAUAUUAAACUCCAGCGACACCCUAACUAACGGUUGUGAUCCUUUACCCGAGCAACAGAUUCUGAUAGAUGAACAGUUAAGUUCACUUAUACCUAGCGGGGAAGAAUUGCUUGAAAGGAGCUCCCUUAUGACCAGCGGAGAAGACUUACUCGACAGGGGUGAACAAUUCAACGAGUCGUUUCCCAAUGACUCGACGGCUUCAGAGAAUGUGGAAGAGUUCUUGAAACGUACAAACAGCAUAGAAUUUGAUUUAUCUGACUUGGUGACAGAAAAAAGUAAAUACUACGCAUCACGUUCCGUACCAAGUACCCCAUUGCCUUACAAGCGAGCUGCUUCGAACUUACAAAUAGAUCCACGGAACGCUAGAGAUCUCUUUGCUACUGACAAUUAUUCCAGUGUAACGAACGGUAUAUCUUCAAAAUCUGUGCCAUCUACACCACAAUUAGCGGAAGAUCGGAGUGUUUUCAGUUACACCAACAGAGACUUUCUCAUUAACGGUAACUCGGUGGACAUGUGCUCUAAUCAGAUUAGGCAACCGGUUGAUAAUGACCAAGCCUUGACGUCUCCACUUGAGGAAAUACUAGGUCCUCUAACUCCAGCCGCAGAUCUAUUGGCUGACCUCGACAAAAUAGAUACAGCUCCAUAUGUUGACCUCUAG